This is a messenger RNA of Hyaena hyaena (striped hyena), 1188 nucleotides long. RefSeq names its product gamma-aminobutyric acid type A receptor subunit gamma2 (gene GABRG2). Gene Ontology annotation, cellular component: GABA-A receptor complex; postsynapse; dendrite membrane. The transcript has 7 exons. The record is from RefSeq and is a predicted model, not a curated record. Lineage: Eukaryota; Metazoa; Chordata; Mammalia; Carnivora; Hyaenidae. Gene Ontology annotation, biological process: synaptic transmission, GABAergic; nervous system process; regulation of postsynaptic membrane potential. Gene Ontology annotation, molecular function: transmitter-gated monoatomic ion channel activity involved in regulation of postsynaptic membrane potential; GABA-A receptor activity; GABA-gated chloride ion channel activity. The coding region runs from base 241 to 1188 and encodes 315 amino acids.
CUUGGAAGCCGCUCCCAGAGCUGACGCUUUGAUGGUAUCUGCAAGCGUUUGUGCAGAUCUUAUUUCUGCCCCCUGAAUAUUAAUUCCCAAAGCUGGUGGCAACACAGCAGCUCAGUGACGGGACCUACUAGAGGCAGGUGGGGGGAGCCACCAUCAGAUCAUAAGCAUAAUAAUAAUACAAAGGGGAGGGAUCCUUCUGCAACCAAGAGGCUAGAGGCAGAGGAGGAAAAAAAAACCCUGAUGAGUCCGACAAAUAUAUGGAGCACAGGAAGCUCAGGCUACUCGACUCCUGUAUUUUCACAGAAAAUGACGGUGUGGAUUCUGCUCCUGCUAUCGCUGUACCCUGGCCUCACUAGCCAAAAAUCUGAUGAUGACUAUGAAGAUUAUGCUUCUAACAAAACAUGGGUCUUGACUCCAAAAGUUCCUGAGGGUGAUGUCACAGUCAUCUUAAAUAACCUCCUGGAAGGAUAUGACAAUAAACUACGGCCUGAUAUAGGAGUGAAACCAACAUUAAUUCACACAGACAUGUAUGUGAACAGCAUUGGUCCAGUGAAUGCUAUUAAUAUGGAAUAUACAAUUGACAUAUUUUUUGCCCAAACAUGGUAUGACAGACGUCUGAAAUUUAACAGCACCAUUAAAGUCCUCCGAUUGAAUAGCAACAUGGUAGGGAAAAUCUGGAUUCCAGACACUUUCUUCAGAAACUCCAAGAAAGCUGAUGCACACUGGAUAACCACCCCUAAUAGGAUGCUGAGAAUUUGGAAUGAUGGUCGAGUGCUCUACACUUUAAGGUUGACAAUUGAUGCAGAGUGCCAAUUGCAGUUGCACAAUUUUCCAAUGGACGAACAUUCCUGCCCCUUAGAGUUCUCCAGCUACGGCUAUCCACGUGAAGAAAUUGUCUACCAAUGGAAGCGUAGUUCUGUUGAAGUAGGUGACACAAGAUCUUGGAGGCUUUAUCAAUUUUCAUUUGUUGGACUGAGAAAUACCACUGAAGUAGUGAAGACAACUUCUGGAGAUUAUGUGGUCAUGUCUGUCUACUUUGACCUGAGCAGAAGAAUGGGAUACUUCACCAUCCAGACCUACAUCCCCUGCACACUCAUCGUUGUCCUAUCCUGGGUAUCUUUCUGGAUCAAUAAGGAUGCUGUGCCAGCCAGAACUUCUUUAGGUAAGACACAUUUCUUUGUGUUUUAG